GUGCAGUUAGUAGAGAAGGAUACUCCGCUCAGAGCUGAGAGAUGACAGGCACAAAUGUCUAUUGAGAGCAGAUAGCAGUCUCUCUCUGAACAUAGAGUGUAAGGAGAGAGGGUGAGGGGAUUUGGCUACAAGCUACACUUCGCCAUCACACCCAGGCACUAGCUUGCUAUCCGUACAGAGCUGUGUGUUGGAAAAAUGUUGCCUGGCAUAGGAGAGGAGGCUGCAGGGAAAGGAUCUACAGGCAGCCAAGUCUCCGAACAGGAGCAGAAGGAGCAGUUGAGACAGGAUAAAGCCUUCUAUGACAAUCUUACACCCACCAAGAAACCAAAACCGCCUAAACCUCACAAUGCCAUUACCAUUGCUGUGUCUUCACGCGCUCUCUUUUACAUGGAAGAGGAGCAGGAAGUGUACAGGGAGCAGGGCCUGGAGGAGUAUGUCCGUUACCAGCUAGCGCAUGAGAAUGAACCUUUCAAACCUGGAGCUGCCUUUCCUUUUGUUAAGGCUCUGGAAGCUGUUAACAUCCAUCUACGUGAGCUCUACCCAGAGAGUGAGGAUCUGUUUGAUAUUGUCCUGAUGACCAAUAAUCAUGCACAGGUUGGAGUGCGUCUCAUAAACACUAUAAACCAUUACAAUCUCACCAUUGAGCGUUUUUGCAUGACUGGAGGUAACAGCCCAAUCGACUAUUUGAAAGCAUAUCAUACCAACCUUUAUCUUUCAUCCGAUGGCCAGAAAGUACAGGAGGCCAUAGAAGAAGGAAUUGCUGCUGCAACAAUUUUUAGCCCCAGCCAAAGCUUGUCUCCAAAUGAGGACCAGCUGCGUGUGGCGUUUGAUGGGGAUGCUGUCCUGUUCUCUGAUGAAUCUGAGCAGAUAGUGAAGGAGCAUGGGCUUGACAUAUUCUUUGAGCAUGAGAAGGCUUUUGAGAACAAACCUCUAGCACAGGGACCUCUGAAGUGUUUCUUGGAAUCACUAGGACGACUACAAAAGAAAUUUUAUUUAAAAGGCAUGAGAAUGAACUGCCCCAUACGCACGUACUUGGUUACUGCACGUAGUGCAGCCAGUUCUGGGGCGCGAGCUCUAAAGACACUGCGCAGCUGGGGUCUUGAGACUGAUGAAGCACUUUUCUUGGCAGGGGCACCAAAGGGACCACUACUGGAAAAGAUUCGCCCUCACAUCUUCUUCGAUGAUCAGAUGUUCCAUGUGGAGGGGGCACAGGAGUUGGGAACUAUAGCAGCCCAUGUCCCAUAUGGAGUUGCACAGAGACAUAAACACAAACCUGCACAAAACACAAAGUGAUGCUAAAACCCCAGUAUAUGUCACUAUGUCCCCUCACUCUGUGUUGGUCCUUGCCUCAUGUCUAUAUUUAUGUGAAAUUAAAUAAGUUACUAUGGAUUUGAGAAGAAGAACUCUCCCUCUAUUUACAAAGCUUCUGGUUCUGUAAUUGAAUCAGAUAGAUUGGCAGGCUUGAAGAAAUGGCUUAUAAUUGUUAUCAAAGGUUCCUGCACUCAUGCCCAUAUACCUUGUUGGCGUCUGCUGCAGAUAACUAUGGCUGUAACAGACUUCUCUUCUACUUGGUAGUUGAUACUGAAUACCAUAUAAACGUAUUGCUUAGAGACAAAUCGUGUCACCAGCCCUGUUCUUGUAUAAAAAUGUUACAUAGACCUAACAUUAAGGUUAUCAUAUGUCCUGUAAAGAAAUGGCACUUAUGAAACCAUAUUGGCAUGAAACUGAAUGAUCAGAUUAACCUGAAGACAGCACUGUUUUUUACAAGUGCAUAUCCAUAAUGAGAAACUCUACCUUAGCCUAUAUUCUGCUUUGAAUGUCAAUCAACCAUGGAUUAUGUUGCCUUUAAAAGGAGACCUGAAACUUUGUGUUUUAGUUUCUGCUCUCUUGUUGCGUGACUGUAUUUGUUUGCUAUAAUUUCUGCGUGUCUGUAUCUGUGCAUUACAAUUGGUCUGUGUCUGUAUCUGUGCAUUACAAUUGGUCUGUGUCUGUAUCUGUGCAUUACAAUUGGUCUGUGUCUGUAUCUGUGCAUUACAAUUGGUCUGUGUCUGUAUCUGUGUGUUACAGUUGCUGUGUCAAUAAAUGUUUUGCUUUCUUGCUGUUUGUUUGGAUGUGCUAGUCCAUUUCUCCCAUUGUUUCUAGGUAUUUGUGCUGCAUAUUUCAUUGUCACACAGUGGGUCUUAUUUAGCUGCCAACAGUUGGUAAAAAGGUUAUUUUUUUAAACCAGUCACUAUACGAUUUACCUUGGAAUUGGUCUAAUUUAAGGAGAAAUGAUCACUAUACAUUAAAGCCAGAGAUCAGUUCUAAUUGGAAUUAAAUGCUGUAUAUGUUUUUAAUUUAAAAUGACCACAUUGCAGAUGCAUUUGUGCUAGUUUAUACCAUUUAGAUUGUGGAACAUGAAUGCAGAAUUGCUUUCCUGCUCUUCCUUAAUCAUAAAUACAAUAUCGUUUAAAAGUAACACCAUUUUUUCAACCAAUAAUGGGACACGGGUAUGAGAACAGUACAACUGUGAGAUUAUUAAUUGCUCGCGCUUGUAAAAAUAUAAAUAAAAAUGCUUAAAUUAA
Molecule: messenger RNA, 2564 nt
Organism: Bombina bombina (fire-bellied toad)
Lineage: Eukaryota; Metazoa; Chordata; Amphibia; Anura; Bombinatoridae
Gene: NT5C1A
Product: 5'-nucleotidase, cytosolic IA
Exons: 6
Coding region: 196-1293 (365 amino acids)
Biological process (GO): nucleotide metabolic process; adenosine metabolic process
Cellular component (GO): cytoplasm; cytosol
Molecular function (GO): magnesium ion binding; 5'-nucleotidase activity; nucleotide binding
Source: RefSeq, a predicted model, not a curated record